AUGCUACCUGGUCUCCAUCUCAAGGCAUGUUUGCCAAUUAGAACGCCACUGAGGGUACAUCCCGUUAGUGGUUAUGGCGUUAAACCGGUGCAACGUAUUCGUAUACUUAGUAGUGCAGCCACGAACGUCGACCACCCCAAAGCCGACUACCAGAAACUCGUGGAUGUGUAUCGACACCACCCGCUGUCUUUUUAUAAUAUGAAGCUGGAAGAUAUACAUAUCAAGGCGACCAAAGGACAGAAUGGAAGAAAGGCAA
This is a messenger RNA of Sphaeroforma arctica JP610, 256 nucleotides long. RefSeq lists its product as hypothetical. The record is from RefSeq and is a predicted model, not a curated record. The transcript has a single exon. The annotation marks the transcript as partial. Lineage: Eukaryota; Ichthyosporea; Ichthyophonida.